CAUUGGCUAUUUAUCCAUUAUAUUUACAGAUUAACAUGUGUGCUUUCUCAGUGCGGUGCUUCAGUUCGUUUUGAGACUACUAAACCUUAGCUUUUAUUUACUUAUUUUUAACCGAAUAAAUAUAUGUAUUCUCUUUAAAUUCAGGUUGUUUGCGGAUUCUAUAUUUUUGUAUUUGAACUUAAUAGUGAAAUAAUUUUUUGGAGGACAAGGAAGGCGGAUUUUCAAAACAUUCGAUUCAUUUUAGUAGCACCAACAACAUGAUAAAGCAGCGGGUGGCAACGUUGACAGGUAGAACUAACAAGUCGUGUGUGUAACCAAUUUUUUAUUUUAAAAACCAACCUUUUAUUUUGAAAAACAGUUCAGGAAGUAGCCCUAGUUUUGUUUCCGGAAUUAAUUUCUGUGUUUGUAGUAUACCGUCAACAUUGUGAACUUUAAAUUCUCAAAACAUUGACUGAAUACUGCAAAUUACUAUAACAUCAUUAUUGAAUAUUUACAUAGUUCCAAAGACAUGUGCGAUAGCGUCGCCUUUCAUGCUCAGCUAGCUUCGAUAAUUGAGGUUUUGGCGAAUGCAGCGGUUGCCGAAAUCUGUAAACUUGUAGAUGAUGGCCAUGCUGCCUUACGUAUGGAAAUUUCCCAUAGCCAGAAAGAAAUUGAUAACCUGCGGAGGAAGCUGCUUUUGACAAAAUACCAGAGUUCUCAACGGGGCACAGAGAAAUUCGGAGCCCUGCGACGCACAGUUCACAGGCGCGACACCGAUCUUGUUGCCCGAGCAAGAGCGAGCUUUGUUGGAAAGUCAUCAGGCAGACAUGGAUAUUUGGAGAAUCGUUGUUCCAACAGUGAAGGGGACAACUUCACAAAGGAUGUCACGAACUGGAAUGACGCAAGACGCACAGCGACAGACCCGGAUGGGAGCAUGCAGAUGGCAGAUAUGCAAGAGGAAACUUGUGUCAAAAUGGAGAACCUUGACACCAGUACAAUAGAAGAGAUUGUCCAACCAGUCAGUGAGAGCAGUGAGAAGAUCAUUGUGGCAGAACCAGGUUCUUCAUCAUCUACUGAACCCACAGACCAUCUGGACCAGCAGGGCAACAGACACAGAGCUCCAGACACCUCACUCAAUAUAGAACCUGACAACCAGACGUUCCAGCAUCCAGCAUCACAAUACAGCAGAACAAGACAGGACCAUCAGGUUGCUGAGGGUGUGACCUGGGAAACUGACCAUCAACCCAUAGAAUACAGCCUGUCCCAAUGGACAGAGAACCAAGAGACUGACAACCCAACUGUGAAUGCUCCUCACAAUGCAGGGCCAGACUCCAAGAGGCUGUCUGAACAUCCAGAGAGGAGAGGGGCGCCAGGUAACUCUGGGGUCUACAUGUCUGCUUCAGGCUCUCUGGACUGGCUGCCUGAUGUGGUGAUGGUGGACUCAGUUCCCAUUAAAGUGGAGGCAGAUAUGAGUUCAGAAUGGAGCAUAACUGGCCAAGAGUUGACAUCUGGAGACAUCUGUUCAGACAGCAGGCAGCUUGUGGACAACAGAGGAAGAGUGGGAAUGGAGUCUGGACAGACAAAGUGUCCCCCUGACACUCAACAUGCAGAACAAGGGACAACUGUAGGAUCAAGGUCCAAGAUGCCAGAUUUCAAUGGACUGUCCAACCGAAACAGCUUUUCAUCCCCAAGGGUUACUCUCCAACAGGUUCCCCAAAGAGGGAAGCCAGCCCCCUUCCCAAAUUUCAACAGAGGCUCCACUUCUUCAUCGAAAGGCAUAGAAAAGCAGCCGCAACAGCUGACGUCUCACUCCAGCAAGAGAUAUCUCCGGUGCAGCCUCUGCGGGAAGCCCUUCCCCCAGGCGUACCUAAGCAGGCACAUGCGGGUCCAUACAGGGGAGAAACCGUACGGCUGCAGCCACUGCACCAAGCGCUUCUCCCACAGCCACCAGCUAAAGAGGCAUGAGAGGGUGCACACCGGAGAGAAACCGUUUCAAUGUGUCUACUGUGGGAAGUGCUUCACUCAGUCCUGUCACAUGAAGAAGCACCUCCUCGUCCACACUGGCGGCAGGCCACAGGACGUUGGGCUGCCCUGAGUGUUCCAGGCUAUAGUUCAGACUAGAUACAGAUCUAGGAUCAGCUUCCUCUCCCACAAUCUUAACCUUGACCAUUAGUGGAUUUUUUAAAUUCUUUAAACUGACCCAACAUCAGCAUCUAAGGGCAACUUCACACUACUCCUCCCAGUGUAAUGAUAGGCAGGGCCUGGAGUUUUUCCUCACCACGUGACCAGGCCAGGGAAAAACUCCUGGCCCUAGUUGUAAAUGGAAUGUCUCAACACUACUGUGGUUUAUAUAUGAAUACUGGGUCCAUGUGUUUUUCACUUUGAAUGGUUUCCUCAUUGACCGCUUCCCUCUGUGUGUAGUGGUCGUGUUUUCAGGUCAACUGGCUUGAUGCUUGGUCCAACGUGGAUUGAUCAUGUAUAAGUUAUUACAGGUGAAGAUUUUAAAUGUAUUUUAGUCAGUUAGCAGACACUCUUAUUCAUAGCAACAAGAGCAUUUAGGGUUAAGUGCUGUGCUCAAGGGCACAUUGACAGAUUUUUCAGCUUGUCGGCUAGGUGAUUCCAACCUGCGGCCUUUCAGUUAUUGGCUCAACGCUCUUAACCGCUUGGCUACAUCCUUAUGAAUUUUUAUUUGUGCAGUGGGGAACCAAAGCACAAUAAUUAAGACUACAUUUCCAUUAACCUGUCAAUAAGACAGAUUCCCUAUCAGACUGAUAGACUGUAACGAUGUAGAUAGAUUUUAUAUCAUUGUGAACAGAGUUCCGGAAGCACUGGACAGGUGCCUGGGCGAGCAAGGCCUGUUGUUUGUUGCUCGUCUCUGUUCGUACUUGGACGCAGGGAUGAGGAGGAGGAAGGCGCAGGGUUCCCAGACGCCAGCACACUCCUUGCCCUGGAAACGAACCUGGCGACCCAGCAGUUACAAGGAGAGAGAGAGAGUGCUGACUGGAAUGAGAUCUGAUCCUGAACCCAAGUAGUUACUGAAAGGAGGAGAAGCCAGUACAUUUGGUUACAGGUCACUGUGAAGGACAACAUGUUAUUUAGGUGUUUAGCUAUUACUCAAGACUAUCAGAAAUCCCUUUGGCUAUUUAUAUACAGUACCAGUCAAAUGUUUGGACACACCUACUAAUUCCCAAGUGGGCCGCCAGAGUGACGCAGCGGUCUUAGGCACUGUGUCUCAGUGCUAGAGGUGUCACUACAGACUCUGGUUUGA
Messenger RNA from Oncorhynchus gorbuscha (pink salmon), 3247 nucleotides. RefSeq names its product Krueppel-like factor 12. The transcript is spliced from 5 exons. The record is from RefSeq and is a predicted model, not a curated record. Gene Ontology annotation, molecular function: DNA-binding transcription factor activity, RNA polymerase II-specific; RNA polymerase II cis-regulatory region sequence-specific DNA binding. NCBI's taxonomy places the organism in Eukaryota, Metazoa, Chordata, Actinopteri, Salmoniformes, Salmonidae. The coding region runs from base 509 to 2074 and encodes 521 amino acids. Gene Ontology annotation, cellular component: nucleus. Gene Ontology annotation, biological process: regulation of transcription by RNA polymerase II.